AUGAAAGAUUGCAAUCCAAGUCAUGUUCCGAUGAAGCCUCGUCUCAUACUAAGCAAGAAGAGUGAAGCACACGCGGUUGAUGCAAUGGAGUAUAGAAGUGUGGUCCGAAAGCUGGGGUAUCUCACGAAUACAAGACCAGACUUGGCCUAUUCCGUUGGCAUAGUGAGUCGCUUCAUGGAAGCACCCAUGAUGGAAGAUUGGGCAGCUGUGGAAAAUAUACUCAGGUACAUCAAAGGGACAACAAACUUCGGUUGUGUCUAUUUGAGAGAGAAGAAGAAGGAGAUGGUGGAGCUACUUGGCUAUAGUGACAGCGACAUGGCAGGAGAUGUAGACGACCGUAAAAGUACCCCGGGCGUGGCAUAUUUCUUGGGAGGAAGCAUAGUGAGUUGGCUAUCACAAAAGCAGAAGGUGGUUGCAUUAUCAUCUCGUGAAGCUGAGUAUAUUGCAGCUACAACCGUGGUGUGUCAAGGCAUUUUCCUAGGAAGGCUACUCAAUGACCUCACAGGCAAGGAACCAGAACGAGUGGUGCUCAACAUUGAUGACAAGUCUACAAUCUCUCUAUGGAAGAAUCCGGUGCAUCAUCGUCGAUGCAAGGACAUCGAUACGAGAUAUCGUAACUUACGGGAGUGUGUGGAAGAAAGCAAGAUUGACAUUAAUUAUGUUUGCACCAACGAUCAGCUUGCAGAUAUCUUAACCAGAUCUUUGGGACGACAGAAGUUCACGAAGAUGCGGCGAAGGAUCGGCGUCCAAGCUGUAAAGUGAGGACAUCGUGUUUAGGGGGGUGAUUGUUGGAAUUAACCACGAGUCCUAGUCCGGUUUGGACUGGAACAAGACACCGUGUAGGUAUAGGACUAGUAGUAGUAUUAGGAUUAGAGUUUCUAACCCGUGUAGGUUAGCUUGCCUGUCCUGGCUACUAUAUAUAUAUCUACAUAGACCCCUGUAAUCUUUGUACCCAACCUAGAUCAAAGCAAUAAAAAUUCCCAGGAGCGACACGCUCCUGUUGUUGCAAUCCAUCAGCGUCCAAGUGUUUUCGUGUGCGUGUAGUUUCGCCGAGUUGUGCUAAGAGCAUUAUUAGUAGAACCCUCAAACCCUCAAAUCUUAAAAGCAGUUUUAAGGGUUGAGUUGUGCCAUUUUUUGACGCUUUUAAGGGUUGAAAAACAGGGGCAAAUACUAGAACCCUCAAACCCAACCCGUAAACUGCUUUAAGGACUGGAUUUGAGGGUUCUAGUCUUUGCCUCGACCCCAACCUUUAAAUCUAUCAUUUGACAUCUCACCUUUGCCACUUCCAUGUGCUUUGAUUUGGAUCUAACCAUGAAACAAUACUAAAAUUUUACUUAGUAUCAAUCGUCUAGUGUAAAAAGCAUACUGUUGACUACAGUAGGAGAUAAAAUGUCUCACCAGGCUAAAUAUUUGUGCCUCCAAAAUCUAGAUAAAAACGAAUUUGCAGUAGGAUAAUGUUACAUUGAAUGUGCCUACUGACA
Messenger RNA from Triticum aestivum (bread wheat), 1481 nucleotides. Its product is annotated as secreted RxLR effector protein 161-like. The record is from RefSeq and is a predicted model, not a curated record. NCBI's taxonomy places the organism in Eukaryota, Viridiplantae, Streptophyta, Magnoliopsida, Poales, Poaceae. The coding region runs from base 1 to 762 and encodes 253 amino acids. The transcript has a single exon.